This is a messenger RNA of Suillus subaureus, 1460 nucleotides long. RefSeq names its product major facilitator superfamily domain-containing protein. Lineage: Eukaryota; Fungi; Basidiomycota; Agaricomycetes; Boletales; Suillaceae. The record is from RefSeq and is a predicted model, not a curated record. Gene Ontology annotation, biological process: transmembrane transport. The transcript is spliced from 8 exons. Gene Ontology annotation, cellular component: fungal-type vacuole membrane. The annotation marks the transcript as partial. Gene Ontology annotation, molecular function: transmembrane transporter activity.
UCUUCCAAGCGUAUUACGAGGAAAAUCUACUACUUCACACUUCUCCUUCAACUAUGUAAGGCGCUAGGUGUGUUUGAUGUCACAACCUUGCAUGGCUGAUUUCUUGCACCAUCCAGAGCAUGGAUCGGUUCUACGCAGUAUGCGCUCGCGUGCCUUCCAUCGCUUGCAACGGGACGAAUGUUUGACCUGGGAUAUUUCAAAAUACCGUUCUUCGUCGCUACCUGCGUCCUCUUCGCGUGCACUUUCCUAACUGCAGAAUGUACUCAAUUCUGGCAGUUAUUCCUAACACAGGGCGUCGGCGUUGGGGUGGGCUGUGGUAUCAUGUGGAAUCCUGUGGUGGUCAUUGUGUCACAUUGGUUCUCCAAGAGACGUGGCUUGGCUUUGUCGCUCACCACCGUUGGGACUGCGUUCGGUAGCAUCGCGUUUCCUGUAGCGGCACAAAAUUUGAUUCCAUUAAUUGGGUUUAAAUGGACAGUCCGCGUGUUUGGAUUCAUUUUGAUGGCUACCCUGGGGACAGCCAACCUAUUACUGAAACGACGGCUCCCGCCCACUAACGUUCGUGGGGGAUUCUUCAAUCUCAAAGCAUUUCGCAACAAAGCAUUUACCAUCUAUUGCAUCUCAGGAGUUAUGAUACUUUUAGGUUUUUAUACAGAGUUAACAUAUCUCUCUGUGAGCGCCGUAGCAAUUGGCGUCUCGAAAGACUUUUCGUUCUAUAUACUCGCUAUCGCCAAUGCGGCAUCUGCAUUGCGUGUGUUAUUUGGGCUGAUAUCAGAUAAAAUCGGCGCUAUCAACACCAUAGCAGUUUCGACUGCUAUAACAGGAAUCGCGACGAUAGUUUGGCCACUUGCUAAAAAUGAAUCCCAACUUAUUGCAAUUGCUGCCAUUUACGGAUUCUCCCUCGGAGCAUACGUAUCUCUGUAUUCUGCACCUCUUGUAGCAAUGGGGCAGAUGGAAGACGCAGGACGCCGAGUGGGAAUGUUCAUGUCCCUCAUUGCUUUUGGGGGCGUUGCAGGUCCUCCGAUAUCAGGUGCUAUCAGUACCGCGACAGGGGGGUUCGUUGCUGCGGGUUAUUAUUCAGGUGGCAGCAUUAUAUUUGGUGUUGCACUUGCUACUUGUGGCGCGGUACCUCCAUCUUGGACGGCUAUGGGGCAAAUUUUGAAUGAUCAUCCAGUGAGGCGAAUAUAGCAGUGACAAUGUGUUCUAGAACGGUAGAGAAGAAGUGAAUGAUUUAUGUGUGGUGCCGGCCACCGUCAACCCUGCAUACCAUAUCCAUAACGAACUCGUGUAAUAAUUUGUUGACCUUGUAAGUCCAGACUCCAGAGCUCUUUAGUCUUUCCUGUUGCUCUUGCUUUAUUCUAUCUUUGCCUGUCUGAUCGGUUGACAAAAUCAAGGCCAGAGAUGCAGUACAUUGUCCGGCACUUCGCGUUUCUUUCGACAUGGUUUUCAGCAUUCGAAAGCGA